UCUUGACAUGCGUAUUUUGGAAGGACAGCCGUCUUCCGCCAAGUUUGAACGAGAACCAGUAACGUCCUCAAGGCUUUUUGAACACGUUUUCUUUGAGAGAGAAAUUCAAAAUCAUUUUCAAUAUGUUUUCAGUGACAGCAGAUUCACAUGAGCCAAUGCUUUCAUCACCGACCAGUCCUGGAGCCCAUCAGUAUCUUCCAGCCUUUUUGCUUGGAGAAAAUACACCGCAUACUUUGUCUCCAGCACCUCGUCUAUGGUCAGCUGGAGGUCACUCUGGUCCAAACUCCGGCCAGAAAAACACAUCAUACGUAACAUCUCAGCAUAUGAUGUCUGGUACUCCAAGAAAUGACAUGUCGCGUGGUAAAGACAAAGCAGGGGCACCUCCUGUAAAGGGAUUGUUUGUCAGUCCAGAUGGGCAGUACACACCAUCCACACCCAGCCAUCAGAUGUCAUUUUCUAUGAGCCAGCCACAAAGAAUGGGUUCUACACCAGCAUCCUCGAAAGCACUGUCUCCAGGAGUCCAGACAUCUUAUAUAAACUGUACAGGUACACCUAAAAUGGGAGAGUCUUUUCUUUCAACGACCAGCAAGAUACCAGUCUCCCCAGCUCAGCUCGAUCCAUUUUAUACUCAAGGUGAUUGUCUGAAAUCAGACGAUGUAUUGGACGAGACAUGGGUCACAGUGUUUGGGUUUGUACCUUCAUCCAUGUCUUUCAUUCUACAACAGUUUGCUCAGUACGGUGAUAUCAUCAAAUAUGUGGCAGCUACAGAAGGAAACUGGAUGCAUAUUCAUUACAAGUCUCGGAUACAGGCCAAGAAGGCCCUCAGUAAGAAUGGAAAGAUUUUUGAGGGCACCAUCAUGGUAGGAGUUCUUCCCUGUAUCGACAAGAAUAUUUUAGAGGACUUCCGAGACGCUAAAGACAUGUCAUGUACAACUCCUGCCAUGCUGCAGACCGCCAACACACCGAGCAUGUUGAACAACUCUAGCAUCAAGACAACAAGCACAGGAACACCCAUCAGACCCCUUGCCGCAGCCUACCGGUCAAGAAGUGAUGUAUUGCAGAAUCCACAAGAGCCCAAAAGAGAUAACAGUUUUGUGUCUAAGGUCAAAGAGUAUGUGUUGGGAUGGUAGCACAUUAUUGACCAUGUAUUCUUUUGUUAUGUGGAAAAAAAUCCAAGAAAACUGUGAUACAUUUUCACUCCAGAGGUACAGAGCUGUCACAAGAGUAGCCAUCAUCAUUGUCAUCAUCAGUGCUUUUAUCGUCAAAAGAAUGUGAUCUUGGUAGAACAUUGCUCAGUAUCGAGUUCCCAGCUGUUGAUUCAAGUUCACAGCUACAGUUGCUGUUGAUUCAAGCACAUAGCUCCAUAACAAUGGGCUAAUAUAAUAAGCUUUUUGGAUAAUACACAGUAUCUAGCCAUCUCCAUGGUUAUAAAAUCAAAUAAGAAUAAUUAAUGCAGAUGCUAUUCAGUCACUUUUCUCGAGGCCAUCUUUAAUAAAUUUGGCGUGCUCCAACAUAACUCACCAUUUUAACAGCAAAUUUAUCAAUAGCUAUAUAUUUGUUAAUUUAAAAAUAAUAAUGUAUUUAGAAAAGGAAGAUUAAUUGUAGCUGAGGGAAAAUGUUUGAGUAAUCUGCAUUAGUUGAACAGGAUACAGCAAACAGCAUAGUGUAAAUUUCAUCCCGAAGUGUCGGAUCAUCUUACUUCAGUACUAAGGCUCAAUUAAGCAAAGAGAAAUAUCUUGGGAUCACCCAGAAUAUUAAGUACAGCUUUAUUGGCGGUUUUUCUAUUUUAUUGAUGGCACAAAAGAGAAAACUUUUUAUAAAAUAUUUCAAAACUGUCCAAGAGUAUGCAUUUGGCAUGCAUUUGGCCACUUGGAAAAUAUUUUAUUUAAAAAUUGGAUUUGUCCAUUCUUCUACUUUACAUAUGCUCAAGCAUUACAAAUAAAUAUUAAAAAUUGUUUUAAAUUGAUGCAAUAUUCUAUGAAUUGUGAGGAACUGGAUUUGAUCAGUAUAGUAAGUAUAUUAAUGUACUUGAACAGCCACCUAUCUAUAUAGUUCUGUACGUGUUUAAAAUGCAUUACGUUAGUCAGGUAAUUCGAUUUUUUAGACCUUUUUUCAAAGACAGAAAAGGGAUCAAAAGAAACUAAAGACACUUAGCAUUUGCAUAAAGGUUAAAAUGUAUUUUCCCUGUCAUUUAACACAUUCGGUUUCUACCUUACUUUUUGUAUGCAAACCUGGAUGUCAUGUACUAUUUCAGAAUUAAAUUCUCUUAUGAAGCAUACUGCUUGAAAUAUAUCUUUGAAUCCACUACCCUUACUGUCGGUUGAACUGAUUAAAAGGCAAUUAAGCAGUGGAUUUUAAGAUACGAUUAUUGUGAUACUUCAGUGGGUGGCUGUUAAGUACAGGUUUCACUAUAUAGACGUUGUUUAUUUUAAGUAUGUAUGCAUAAAAAUAAAUCAUGUAAAUAGU
Messenger RNA from Gigantopelta aegis, 2466 nucleotides. RefSeq names its product nucleoporin NUP35-like. Gene Ontology annotation, cellular component: nuclear pore central transport channel; nuclear membrane; nuclear pore nuclear basket. Lineage: Eukaryota; Metazoa; Mollusca; Gastropoda; Neomphalida; Peltospiridae. Gene Ontology annotation, molecular function: structural constituent of nuclear pore; single-stranded DNA binding; phospholipid binding. The transcript has 11 exons. The record is from RefSeq and is a predicted model, not a curated record. Gene Ontology annotation, biological process: NLS-bearing protein import into nucleus; nuclear pore organization; regulation of DNA-templated transcription. The coding region runs from base 123 to 1130 and encodes 335 amino acids.